This is a messenger RNA of Chaetomium strumarium, 842 nucleotides long. RefSeq lists its product as uncharacterized. The record is from RefSeq and is a predicted model, not a curated record. NCBI's taxonomy places the organism in Eukaryota, Fungi, Ascomycota, Sordariomycetes, Sordariales, Chaetomiaceae. Bases 270 to 575 code for a protein of 101 amino acids. The transcript is spliced from 3 exons.
AUGUAAUCGGAGCAAAGUUUCCGCCGCGUACCCAUAUGUAGGUAUGUAGAUAUCAGGGCUUGGCGAUCUGUCGUUGCGAUGCCCACCCAAUCCCCGAUGACAUCAUUCAUGAUCAUCAUCAGCAAAGUGCAUCAUGUCGUCACACAUUAUGCCUUCCGACUGGUAUAUAUGCAACAGUUAUUGUCCCAUGGUCAGUCUUAUCUAUUUUUGAUCUAAGCAAUCAUAUCUGAAAUACCAAAAACGAAUACGAAACUCGACGCUAUUCAAAGAUGAAUCCCUCUUCCAGAACUCACCCCCAAGACUCCCACGUCGGCCCCAAGUCGACAGGAGGCAAGGCAUCCGCAACCUCCACGCCCGCAAAUGCCCACCUAGGACAAGACAAGCCCGGCAUCUUUGACAAGGACGGUGCCGUGGGUCACCAGUUCCAACCGGAGGGAGCCAUUGGCUCAGUGGGCGAGAAGGUUGGAGGGCCGCUGAGCAGUCAGGGCAUGAUUGGCAAGCAAUUCACAGACCAAGGAAGCGUCGGUGGAACGAUCCAGUCAGCCCUUGGUGGGAAGAGCACGAAGUCGAACUGAGGAUGUCGUCGACUCUGGAUCACGGCUGAAGUGGGCGGUAGGAUUUUGUUUUUGAUUAUCUGUAACAAUACACAACUCGGAUUUAUUUUCUGACUGUUGAUGAUCACAUUGUUACCAAAGCCCAUGAAACAAGCGUUGAUAUCAGCUGGACUGAUAAUUGAUACGUCCAGGACAGGAGCCAGCACUCAAUACCGUAGUUUUUUCUCAUCUUCCUCAUUUUUAGCAUUUCUUUUUCUCAUCUUCCUCAUUUUUAGCAUUUCUUUUUCU